AUGAUGGCAGCGUCUAUAAAUCUUCGUUAUAUUCUAGCCUUGCUGUUUGUCAGUCGAACUUUCACCGCACCAGUCGCGUCGAAUAACCCUGAUCCGAUAUGUUCAUUUGCUCAACUUGUCGCACCCGGUCAAGGUUCGUUGGUAUACAAAUACAAAACCGAAGUGAAGUUGUCCGUUGCCAAUGGACAAUAUGAUUUGAAAAACGAAAUUACCGCUGAUGUACACAUUAAAAGUCUUCCUGAUUGUAAUUAUGCACUUCAGCUUCGCAAUGUUAAAGUCACUGAAACGGAAGAUGAAAAUGAAUCAACAUUGGGCUCAUCAUCUGCUCAGAGAGAGCUUGAAAAUCUUGUUGUUAAUUUUCGUUCAGUUGACGGAUUUGUUCUUGCUGUUGUAGUUGAUGCAUCGGCAAAUGUCGAUCACGUUAAUUUCAUCAAAGGUAUUCUCAGUGCACUUCAAGUUUAUUCACCCGUUUCAAACGAUGGUGAAAACACUGUUCGCGAAGAAGAUGUACUUGGUGUAUGUACAACUCGGUACACAUACUCACAAAAAGGUGCGGCGACAGAGGUGACUAAAAUUAAAGAUUUAUCAACAUGUUCAAGAGAUAAAUUGCACAUGAGCUCCAGUCCGGUAUUGACUUCACUUCUUGGACCAUUGAUGGAGGAAGCUUUCUCGAUUAAAGCACGAUACGUAUGUCGAACAGAUAUUCGUGAUAAAAAAAUUCAAUCGGUUAAGUGUAAAACGAUCGAAGUGGAUCCUGAUUCCGCACGAAAAUCCUCCAAGAAGGGCGAUGAUCACGACCAUGCUCAUGGAAGUGAUUCGAGUUCUGAAGAAGAAGACGAUGAAAUCGAUUUCGAUGUGAAAGAUGAGGAUGAGGAAAUCUCUUCGAAACUUGUAUCAAUCAAACAAGAAUUGAAAUUACAAACAACUGGAGGCAUAAAUGUUGACGCAGGUACAUUGAAAAAUCCCGUUCGUCAAACAUUACAAUUCAUUCCGACCGCAUCGUUUGAUAAAUCAAAUGAAGUUGUAUCAGGAUUAGUGACAAAAAUCCAAGGACUUCUUAAAUCAAAAGACUGGGAUCCUUUUACGGCCUCUCGUUUUAUCGAAAUCACAAAUGAAUUGCGACGCAUGGAAAAAGCCGAUUUGAACAAUUUUCAAGCGAAUGCAGAUAUCAAAAACAUCGUACCCACGUUUCUUAGUACAAUCUAUGCGCACGAUCCGAUUGCUGCUUCAUUUAAUUUCGAUCCAAAAACUUUAAAAUUCGCCAAUCCAUUAGCAGUUGCUUAUUUGAGUAAUCCAUCGAAAGAUUUAGUUGACCAAAUUGUCGAAAGUGCCAGUCGAUUAACAGCGGAGCAAGUACCUGACUUUGUCGGACUAGCUGCCACUAUUCUCAAAGCUUACAAAGCUCGAGAAGAUAAUCAUAAGGAGUCGCAUGAUAAAAUCAAAGAAUUUCAAAAAGCAAUCUCCAAAUUUGUAAAGAAUGAUAAGGCUGCCAAAGAAGCCACAACUGCUGUCUUAGCUGCAUAUGCACAACUAGGUCUCUAUGAUGAUAAUGUCAAAGCUCUUGCUGCUGAUGAUAAAGCACCAUUGGAAGUUCAAUAUCAAGCUUUGAAUGUUAUUCGCCAUAUUUGUGAUGGUUUUAUCGAUGAUAAAAAUGAAGUGAAAAUUCGAACUGAACUUCAAAAUCUUCUUUUGAAAAAACUUCAAAAUGAAGCGAACAAAAAUGCAGUACGCGUAUGGGCAUUCGAAGCAUUGUAUACAUCAUUCAUUUACAAUCCUGAAGAAGAUGACUCAACAUUAGGAGAUAAUUUGGAAAAAGCUCUCUCAGAGAUUCUCGAUCAACCACUUAAUCAAGUGAAUGGUUUUAUCUGGUCAGUAUUGAAAUAUUCAGUUCUCGACCGUUUAUGCCCUUUACGUGGCCUUGCUGCUCGUCUUCGAUCUCAUCACAGCAAUAAGAAACAAUUUCUUGAACAAGCGACAUUAUCCUCACGUCAGAUACAAGUAGAAGUGCCCCUUCGUCAAAACUACCGAGCGGUUGUUCACUUAUCAGCUGUUUUCGAGAAUGAUCGUGCUGUUCCAUCGUUCAUCGGUGGUCAAUUAGCAUUCGAUGGUAUUCGUCGCGAAACUCUUCGUUUGCCAUGGGUUGAAGCUGCAUUUAUUAUUGAAAAUUUGGACUGGAAUGUUGCCGAUUACUUCUUACGAUUGGAUCCAUUGAAUAAAAACAAGAAUGUCAAUGAUGAAUACAAAGAAAAUACCAAAAGUAAACUACCAGCUGGUUUAAAAAAACUUCAAGAAACACACGAUGAGAAGGAAGAAGAUCCUGAUCCGUCUGUACACCUCUAUUUGAAAUUAUUCGGUGUUGAUGUUCGUUCACGCGAUGUUACUGACAAAGUUCAAGAUAUCCUCCGUAGUAACCUGCGAACGUUCGUUCGAAAUCAAAUUUUGAAUAAAUUCAAGGAUCUCGCGGGAAAAGGCCCCAUUUAUCGCAUACCAUUAGAAAUUGGUGCUGCAUCAGCAGCUGCCAAUGGUCUGACGUUGUACAAAUCAGCACAGGUUGGUAUUGUAGCUGAUUUAUCAUCUGAUUUUAAAAAUACUCGCGACAAUGAUGGCAUCGGCACGUUUAAAAUAACCAGUCAAUCAGCACUAAGUUUCUCAUUAACACUUCAACGCGAAGUUGCAUCACCGUUAGUAUCAGUUGGUGAAACGAUUCAAAUUGGUGCCAUAUCUAAUGUUCCAUUUGAUUACACUGCUGUAGCAAACAAAGAAGGACGUACACGGGAAUUCAAUCUACUGAAUGCUCAAUCAACAGUUUUAGCACUAGACUUUAAAUACGGAUUACGCACAUCGAAAGGCUUUAAAAGUCUUCCCAAUCCCAAGUCGGCAAGUAUCGAUCCAUCGUGUUCACCAACCAAUGUGUAUCGUGCAUUGGGUAUUCGGGCAUGUUUGGAACUUAAUCCAUUCCGUUCAAUACAACUCGGCUCACGGCCAUCAUAUCCUAUUACGAUUACCUUAAACAAAGAUCCAUCGAUUAAAAAUUGGCGUAUCGGCUGGCGUUUCAAUGCUCAAGAUGCUCCACAAUAUGAAGUUGCUGUAGAGAGUGUUGGCGCAACUACUGCUUAUCCCGGUCUCGGUAUAUCCGCAACAAAAACGGGCAAUAAUUUCAACAUCCGAGUUCUAACUGGCAUGAAAUCGUUUGCAGUGAAAGGAACACAAAACGGUAAUAAAUUUGAUGGAACAGUUGUCUCCAGUGACGGUAAAGAAGUCAUGACCACAUCCGGAACGUUAACUAUAAACAAUGAUGGAUUUAAAUUGGACAGCAAACUCGUUGAUAUUUCAAGUAAAAAGGAAGUUCUUUCAUUAAAGACUGAUAUCAUACCAAAUCGCGGCCAAGGCCUAACCGCAGAUAUCAGUUUAACAACACCGGACAAAGCACGUUCAUUCAAAGUUCAUUUUCAUGGAGAUAUUUAUCAACCGAACAAAAAAUUAAUUCACAUCGAUUCAAGUUUCGUACUUGGCGAUAUGAAUUACCAAGGCAAAGCACACUUGGAAAACAAUGCUGAUCAAACACGUAUUGAAUUGCGUCGCGCCAUACAAUUAGGUAAAACUUCGCCCCGAAGUGGCUAUGACUUUGUCUACGAGCGGAAAAACAAUCAUGACAAGAGUCAACAUACGUGCAAUGUGGCAACACAUUUAGCAUUACGAACACCGGCUCGUGAUGAACCAUUGAAAAUUUUUGAUCUCAAAACUGAUUUUGCUCGCACUAAUGAUUUAUCGAAUGCAACACUUCAUGGUUCGGUCGACUUUGUGCUUAUUACACGCAAUCCGCCUGUGCCAGAACGUCUCGAGCUCGAUUACGUUCGACGAUCAGUCAGAGCCAGCAGUCAAGCAAAACGUUUGAUAUCACCAGAAGCAAAUUUGAAAAUACAAGUGAAAACGAAAUCGAAUGUUUUCAAUUUUCUUCUGGAUCAUCGACAUCGAAAGAGUUCCGAAGCAUCGAAAAAAGGUCCAGUCACCGUUUCACCAACUCUAGAUAUUGCCAAUAAAAUCCAUAUUGCGGCUGACACCGACAAACUACUUCCAGACAUUCCACGACCAUUCGCAUUCGAUGUUCUAUCCGAUCUUGAUUUUGAAUUACUGAACAAGGUUGAUUACAAAUUCCAGUACGAUCUUCGCCGUCGCCAACGCUCAGCUGUCUUCACUUAUCACAGUCAAGUUGACAAAGUUACCGACGGUCAUCUCUUCUCCGGUACAAGUAAAUCUGAAUUGCAAUGGGAGAACAAAGAGAAGAAGGCAACGGCAACCGGCAAUUUUGUUAUCUGUACACGAUCACGUUCAUUAAAAACACAUUGGGAUAUUGAUACGAGUCUUGUUCCAGACAAAAAUGAUAUAACACUGGAUUUAAAUGUUCGUUUCGAUCGACAACCAAAAAAAGAAUCAGUGAAAUCGGUCAUUGCUGCAUACAAUGUAACAGUCAAAGCACCUAAACACGAGAGAUUCCAGUUAAUUGAUCUCAAUGGUAAUCUUACGAAACAAACGAGCCGGUUCGAAACAUUCAAUUCAAUUUCUUAUCGUGUGGAUAAAAAUUUAAAAGAAAUCAAUUUGAAUGCUGUAGUCAGUCGUAAUCAAACUGGUGAUGGUUCAUUACAAACUCAUCUGGUCAUUUCGUUACCAUUUAAAUAUUUGCCAUACAUUACUCAUGAUUUAACUGCCCUUCGAGCUUCACCUAAUGGACGCAUCAGCUAUAUUCGAUCAAAUCUUCUUGCUAAACCAGUUCUUUCACAUUUUGCACAAAUUAAAAUCGAUCGCUCGAAUACCAAACGUCCGCCAUGUGUUGAAGUUGAAAAUGGCAUCGAAUACUUACGAGCAAAUGGAGAUAAUUUACAUGGUUACUCGAAAGUCAACGUGCAUCGUUGGUCAACGUUACAUUCAUUCGGUUUAUUGAAACGAAACAACGAUGUAUUACAUCGACAUUCCAUUGGUUACAUAUUUUCGAAUAAAACACGCAAAGUAGCCUUAACAUUGGAAAGUCCACAAAUAUCCGGCAAUCCAUUGAGUUUUCUGGUUGAUUUAACAAUCGAUCGUGAAAAUCGCAUCGGAAAAUUGAAAUGGCCACAAGAAUUUGGUGUUCAUGUCGAAUUCGGUACACCAGUAACGAAUCUAACCGCUCUUCAUGUCUUCUACAAUCUUCCCAUGUUCGGAAAAGAUGCAGAUAGAAAAGUUGAUGCUAGCGUUGGUUUUCGAUUAGCAUCACCAAAAGUCACACCGAUUAGUAUGUACUUCCAUGCUAAAGGGUCACUGAACACCACCUUACAUAUCGUUGAUUCUGUCAAUAUUGGAGAUGAUGUAUCGUUGGGUGGAACAUUAACUGCUCAAUACAACCCUCAAUCGAUCAGCCAAAUGAGCAUUUCAACAUCGGCGAAGUUUUAUGAUAAAGAAUUUCAAAACUCGAUCUAUGCACUUUUCAAACAACAUCAGAUCAUUGUACGCGGCAUUGUCAAUACGACAUCCGACGAAGAUUAUAACUAUGAAAUGGACAUUGGUUUCGACGAUGAAUCACUGACCGGACACACAGAAAGAACCGAUGGACAACAAACAGUUGUGUCUGAUAUUGACGCAAAGAAAUGCACACCCACAGGCAAAUAUUCUCGUUGUUACAAAGGUGACAUUACCAUUCGUACGAAUAACAAUGCCGCUGGAAGAAAAGGUACAUUUGAUGCUAGCUUUGGUCAAGGAACAGCGAAAUUAGAUGUGAAAGUCCCUGAACAAAUUGAAUUGAAAUUCGAUCACGCACACACUGGUCGAAUUCGUGACGAGGACUUCAGUUCGAAAACAACAAUCGAAGGAAAAUCUCUACGACCAGAUAACAAAGCUUCAUUCAGCUAUUCUGGUUCGGUAGACAAAGAAGAUGGUAAAUGGAACAAUGUACAAGUGAAGAGUUCUGUAUCGGAUAAAAAGACCGGACAGAAGAUAUUAGUUGGUGAUCUUCAAGUGAAUCAAAAAGUGACAGACAAGCUUUCUGCACAAUAUCAACGUAAGAUCGAUUUUAAUCUUGAACGAGCUGGUCAUAGCAUUGUUGGUUGGUCGAGUGAAUCUGUUAGUUGCAAAGAUAAUCCAUCAAAUGUUGUCAAAGGCAUCUGUCAAACAGCUACAUUCAAUUUAAAAGCCAACAAUAACUUGGUACAACGUCUUCGACAACGUUUAGAUCUUCCUGCCGAUCCAAAAUUGUCCAAUCCAGCCGGUCAGGUGACUUAUGAUGGUAAACUAAAGCUGGAUCUCAAAUUCGAUCCUAAAACCGGCCCACAUACUGUAAAUCUCGAUCUCAAUCGUCUGAAAGAGGAUGCUAUUGACCUCGAUGCCUCCUAUCAAGCACGAUAUGAGAAUGAACCAAUGAAUCUUCGUUUGAAAGCAAAUCUUCCUCGACAAGAUCCCAUCUCCGUCAAGUAUGAUGAAACCCGAAAUUCACCGACAAACUUUCAAGGCAUAUUAAAAUAUUCCUUCAAUGCUAAUGAUGGUUCAGCGGAGAAGACUUAUAAAUGUGACGUCGAUCGACCCGAUGCCAGCGAUGUUUCAGUGAAUUGUAAAGGCGAACGAACCACAUUAACAAUUGACAUCGAUCGUAAAGUUGGCAAGUCGAAAGCGUAUAUUGACUUAAAUCGAUUUGAAGGCGAACGUGUUGGAUACGAGGGUGUACGAAAUCCAGAAACCAACGAAGUUGAUGCAACAGUAUAUACUCUAGUUACUGCGUGGAAUAUUAAACGUCAGCCUGGCAAAUCAACGACCAUCACAGUUAAACAAAAGAACAAGGAAGUGUUACGUGUCGAAGGUACAAAAGUAAAUGAUCGUGAAAUUCAAGUGAAAUUCUCACCGUCCAAUGUCAAUCUCAAACUCGAAUGGGACAAUUCCACAGUAAUCAAUCUUCAACAGACACAGCCUCAACAACGAGACCUCGCAAAAAUCACCAUUGACCGAGCUCAAAUUCGACCUUAUUUGCCAUCGUUACGCAAUCAAAACCGGCCAUCACGUGACAUUGACGAUCCUUUGUCAAAAUCAAAGAAACCUCUAAUUGAAAUUGCAUUUGAUUCUCACGUAUUUCUGUCACUUUCUCAAGCAUUGGCAAAGUUAGGUUCUCACAAUGGUAUUUACGGCUUAGAUACAGUAAAAAAAGCGUUUAAAUUGCAAAUCGGCGAUGCACCAUUGACAAUUUACAAUACUCAACAUUGGAAAACCCAUCGCGAAUAUAGUCAAUUGCCCGAGAGUUAUUCAGUUCGUGUUGUCAACGACGCUAACGGAAAUUUCAUCCAGAUAGCAACGAAUAAAUGGAACGAAGAUCGAUUGAUUUCUAAAUUGAGUCAUUCAUUUGACGGUGGCAAAACGCUUACAACUGAUUUGGAGCUCAAUCGAAAUUAUGGUCAUCAAGUUGGCUCGGUCUACUUUUUCCAUAGCACCGGUUCGCGAAAUAUCCAAGGAGCGAAACAACUUCGAAAUUAUACACGAAAUUUUGUUCGAAGUCAUUUACAACAAGAUUUAAACAAGACAAACAUUGCCGAAUUAAGUCGAGGUCUUCGUAAACGAUUGCGUAGCAUAUUGGAAGUCGACUAUGAAGCACUCAAAGCAAUUGUUGAUACAUGGAAUACCAAAGAGCCCGAAAAAAGCUUUCUCCGUCAAUGGUCUGCCCGUCUUGGUUUAGCUGAAUUCUUUGCUAAAUAUCCAACCUAUAGUCAAGCAUCUGACCGUACCUUUGCGAUUCUCCGUGAACGUAGCCAGGAACGUGAAGAAUAUUGGCGCAACCGUUUCGAAGCUAUUCUCAAUGACAACCGUCUGCAAGGUUUAACUGAACGCUUUCAAGCUAAACGCACAGCACUGAUCAAACGUCUAUUGGAGCGUGCCGAGAAGGUACUCGAUCGAUUGCUGCCAAAAGUGGAUCAAGCUAAUGUUGAAAAACGUAUUACAGACUAUGUCAGCAAACUAAUUGCUGCAUUUGAACAAAUCUCUCGACGAAAUACUGAACAAUGGAAAGCAACAUUUCGAGCUAUUGAUGAAGCAACAAAAGGAGAAGAAAAUAAAUGGUUUCGAACCUUAGUUGCUGAUAUCGAUUCAAAUGCCUUCGCAACAGCAGCCGAUGCGGAAUUAAAUAAAGUGUUGAGUAAAUUACGUGAUUCAUCGAAAUUGUUCACUAGUAAUCUUCAUCAAUUCUCACGACGAAUUACUAAACGACGAGAAUCGAUUCGCGAACGAGUGAAAAAUGCUAUUAGACAUAUUCCGAAGGUUUAUUUGAAUAAUACAAGCUUUGAAUUAUUAGUACCAGUAGGCCGUCAACCAGGUACUUACGCAGGUACCAGUGAAUUAAUACUUGGUCUCGGCAGUUUACUUCGAAAUCGUGACCAAGCAUUUGAUACAAUUCGUUCAAUCUUAGAAAGUCGUUUAACAGCGCGUUCAGAAACAUUACAGAAUUAUUGGAAAGCAUUACGUACAUUCGCCAGACGUAUUUUCAAACGUAAUCCAUCGUUAACACCCGAAUUUCAAGCAAUCGUUGCUCAAACAGGUGAUGCGAUAGACGUUCAUGGAAAUUAUGUAUAUUUGAAUCCUGCAUGUGAUCAUGUUCUUCUUCAUGAUUUCGCUGAUUUACAAUUCUCAUUCCGUUUAAUCAAUGGUAAAGUUCACUCAUUAGUUCCCAAUCAAGGCGAAAUCAAAGAUCAUGAAUGUUCUGACACUGGUCGAGUUCAAUUCUGUAAUCAUGGUGACUUUUAUACAGUUAAUGUGCCAAUGUAUUAUGGUGGUCGAGUUGAUGGUGCACUUGGUGAUGUACGUAAACGAGGUCGCCAAGGACAAGAGAAAGUCAAUCGAUGGCUGUUACGAGAAUGUCCUGCUGCAACUCGAGAUCAGCCGAAGAAAGAUGAACAAACUAUUGCCGAAUGUGCUAGUGAGGACGAUGACAAACAGAGCUUUUGUGAGCAUUUCGUUCGACGAGGUUUGAAAGAGGGUAAAGAUCGACGGGAACUAAUUGCACAUGCUUUACAAGCACGCCAAGUAUCCAUAUAA
This is a messenger RNA of Adineta ricciae, 9036 nucleotides long. Lineage: Eukaryota; Metazoa; Rotifera; Eurotatoria; Adinetida; Adinetidae. The record is from the annotation of a GenBank genome assembly.